Metarhizium acridum CQMa 102 is the source of this 321-nucleotide messenger RNA. RefSeq lists its product as uncharacterized. The record is from RefSeq and is a predicted model, not a curated record. Lineage: Eukaryota; Fungi; Ascomycota; Sordariomycetes; Hypocreales; Clavicipitaceae.
AUGAAGCCUACCGCUGUUCUCAUCGCCAUCUGCGCUGCCGCCGCCUCCGCUGCCGCCGUCGCGCCCGCCCGCUCAACCUUGCUUGACCCUCACACGACUGGCCCAUUCAACCACUAUCCCGGGUGUUCUAUCGAUUGUCUGAAGCGUAGCUUCGACGAGGCCGGGUGUGCCCAUUCCGACACCAAGUGCGGCUGCAUCCACAAGAGGGUCAUAACCAAGAUGUCGAAGCCGUGCCUCUGGGCCCGUUGCACCAUGGACGAGUGCAUCAAGAUCAAGAACAUGGCAAUGCAGGCGUGCGACAGGCUCGAGAAGUCAAUUUGA